AUGCUUGGUUUUGGAGGAACAACAACAAAAGAGGGGCGAAUAACGCACAUCUGGUCUGAGGCUGGGGCUUUUUCAGGGUCUGAGGAAGAAGCAAGUUUGAGGGCAGAUAGGUGGAUAUUGGAAUUGGCUGCUCAGCAGGAGGAAUCUGUGAUUUGCUGUUGCAGGGAGGGAAAAUGCUUGGCCCAAAGACUGAACAGAAAAUCUUUAUGUGACGUGUCUGUCAAUGCCAUUGUUGAUAAUAUUUAUUCUCUUGUUGUUUCUUUGACUCUUGUAAUUUUGUUUCUUUUGAAGAACCUUGUUUGA
Striga asiatica is the source of this 303-nucleotide messenger RNA. Lineage: Eukaryota; Viridiplantae; Streptophyta; Magnoliopsida; Lamiales; Orobanchaceae. The record is from the annotation of a GenBank genome assembly.